Molecule: messenger RNA, 1167 nt
Organism: Mollisia scopiformis
Lineage: Eukaryota; Fungi; Ascomycota; Leotiomycetes; Helotiales; Mollisiaceae
Product: ERG4/ERG24 ergosterol biosynthesis protein
Exons: 3
Coding region: 1-1167 (388 amino acids)
Biological process (GO): brassinosteroid biosynthetic process; cholesterol biosynthetic process
Cellular component (GO): endoplasmic reticulum membrane
Molecular function (GO): 7-dehydrocholesterol reductase activity
Source: RefSeq, a predicted model, not a curated record
AUGUUACAGUUCGGGCCAGCAACGUUCUACUCGACAUUUGCGCCUAAGCCUGACCUCAACGUCGCGCUCGGAUACUCAGCGUGGAUACUUUUCCAAGCUGCUCUCUACCGCUUCCUUCCAAGCAAAUUCAGUACCGGGCAGCUUACGCCAGCAGGAAAUCUUCUGAAAUAUCGUACGAACGGUCUGUCAGCUUGGAUUGUUACUCACUCAUUGUUCGCAAUAGCGGCUUUGACCGGGAUCGUGAAUCCAGCUAUUCUCGCAAGGCACUGGGCGGGCCUUCUUGUCGUCGCGAAUGUCUCUGGUUUCCUCCUGACUGGGUUCGUGUAUAUCAAGGCUCAUCUGAGUCCUACACACGAGAGUGACAGAAAGUUCAGUGGGUCUAUUCUUUAUGACAUGUAUAUGGGCAUCGAAUUGAAUCCGAGAUUCGGCGAGUACUUCGAUUUCAAGCUCUUCACGAAUGGCCGGCCAGGAAUCGUUGCUUGGACGUUGAUUGACUGGUCAUUCAUUGCCUACCAGUAUCAACUCCAUGGAUAUAUCACUUAUUCCAUUCUCGUCGCAACAGCUCUCCACACGUUAUAUGUGGUGGACUUUUUCAUUAACGAGGACUGGUACUUGCGGACUAUUGACAUCUGUCAUGACCACUUUGGAUUCUACCUUGCUUGGGGAUCUUUGGUAUGGCUCCCAGGUAUCUACACAUUGCAGACUCAGUAUCUGGCUCGAUACCCCGGAACUUUGUCAGACUUUCAUGCUUUGGUCAUUCUAAUGACCGGUGUGACCGGGUAUGUCAUCUUUCGCAGCGUCAAUCACCAAAAGGAUCUCGUCCGCCGAACAAAGGGAAAUUGCAAGCUUUGGGGAGCCCCUGCUCAAGUCAUCCGUGUCAAAUACCGCACGAAAGAUGGACUUGAGCACAACAGCAUUCUCCUCUGUUCCGGAUGGUGGGGUCUUGCACGCCACAUCAACUACCUGGGAGAUCUCAUCUUGUCGUACUCCAUGUGUGCAACGUGCGGGUUCAAGAAUCUGCUGCCAUGGACGUACGCCAUAUUCAUGACCAUCCUACUGAUCCAUCGAUGCUGGAGAGAUGAAGAACGAUGCUCCAAGAAAUAUGGAAAAGGAUGGGAGCAGUAUUGCAAGCGAGUGAAAUGGGUUAUCAUACCUGGAAUCUAUUGA